Molecule: messenger RNA, 819 nt
Organism: Peniophora sp. CBMAI 1063
Lineage: Eukaryota; Fungi; Basidiomycota; Agaricomycetes; Russulales; Peniophoraceae
Source: the annotation of a GenBank genome assembly
AUGUCCAAGCCCAUCAUCCUUUACGAUCUCGCACGUCCGGGGGCAACAUCUGACUCUGAACAAAGUUGGAGCGGCAAUACACUGAGGUACGCACGCACGUCUCUCUCCUUUACCCACAGGACCGACAACAAGCCGCCAUCUCAUAGAACACGCUUUGCACUCAACAUCAAAGGCAUCCCGUUUUGCACCGAGUGGGUCAAGUUUGCAGACGUAGAGUCGAAGAUCAAGUCUCUCGGUCUCGAACCCUCUCACGACGGCCUUCUUGCGUAUACGGUGCCCACCAUCGUGGAUCCCUCUACCCAACGGGUCAUCACAGACUCCUUUGCCAUCACGAAGUAUCUGGAUGAGACGUAUCCGGAUACGCCGACCCUCAUCCCUGCCGGCACGGGUGCCUUGCAGAGCGCGUUCGUUGACAAGGUCGUGAGGUCGAUUGUGCUCGCUGCCUUCGCAAGCCUUGUGGGACCGGUUUACGAGGCGGGAUGCUUUGACGAAGCCGAUCGUGCGCACUACCGCAAGACGCGGGAGGCAUGGUUCGGGGGGAAACCGUUGGAGGACAUCAUCAAAAUGGGCGACGAAGGAAUGGAGAGUGGGUGCAAGGCAUACAGCGAUGGGCUUAGCGAGAUGGCAAAGUACGCGGAACAGGCGGGUGGGGAAGGCGUCUUUCUCAGCGGGCAGGGUCCAUGGUUCGCGGAUACAGCCGUGGCCGCGGCUCUGACGUUCACCCUCAAGGCUUGUGGGAGGGAGCAUCCAUUCUCGAAGGCAAUUCUGGAGCACGAGUGGGCCAAUAAACUACUGGCAGCGUUUGACAAGUGGGCUUGA